Messenger RNA from Vanessa tameamea, 2329 nucleotides. It is a transcript of the gene Nplp1, whose product is annotated as neuropeptide-like precursor 1. The transcript is spliced from 6 exons. The coding region runs from base 20 to 1438 and encodes 472 amino acids. The record is from RefSeq and is a predicted model, not a curated record. NCBI's taxonomy places the organism in Eukaryota, Metazoa, Arthropoda, Insecta, Lepidoptera, Nymphalidae.
AGUGCAUAUUCUGCAGUGUAUGAAGGGUCAUACACGUUUGGGUUUCAGAAGACAUAGACGCGGGAUUAUAAGUUUAACAACACUUAUUUUGGCGUAUUCUAUGUAUAUCAAUGAGGUUAUAGGGUUACCUACUGAUACUUCCUCAAACACAUGGCCGACUUUUCCACGAAGAAAUGUAGCAGCCUUGGCUAGGGACGGAUAUUUGAGAAGUGCAGCUUCUGGUUACAAAAGAAGUAUCUCAACAUUGGCAAAAAACGGUCAGCUUCCGACCUUUAGAUCACCCUACGACGAAACAGAUAAGCAAGAACAAGAUGAAGACGUUUCUCACGAUAAAAGGAAUUUGGCUUCCAUCGCGCGACUCCGCAGCUACUCAGCUAUGAAAAGAAACAUACAGUCUUUGGCAAGAGAUGGCUAUCGUUUCGGAAGAGGACAAUAUAAUCAGCCAAACGACAAACGCAAUAUCCAAGCCUUAGCCCGUAAUGGAUUGAUUCAUAAAAAAGACGAAAUUGUUGGUGAUGAAUAUUAUUAUCCAUUCUAUCAAAAUCCCGUACCGCCACUGUCAGAAAUGGAUGGCCCGUUUGACAUCAAUGAAAUGUACGAUUUCCAACAAUCGAUAAACCCCGAUAUGCUGCCGCCACUCUCUCAAGUCUUCAAACGAAGCGAUGUCGGAUUUCCACCAGGUUUUGUUUCAAAAAUGGACUACGAUGAUAAUUGGAAUCUUAAAAGAGGUUCAAUGGGGUUGCCAGUACAUGGUCUCUUUAGACCAAUUUAUAUCGACUCCGCUGGUAAUACUAGAAGCAGGCGAUCCAUAUAUUCUAUUCCUGAUGUGCUCGACCGUAAUGAUAUUGAUAUUCCAGAAGAUUACGAUAAUGAAAAUGAAGAUAAACGAUCUGUAGAUGAUGAGGAUAUAGCGCGUGAAAAUUUUGAAAAACGUCAUAUUGGGUCGUUGGCCCGGUUAGGUUUAUUGCCCUCAUUUAGAUUUUCUGGUGGCCGAUACAGUAGGUCUGGAAGAGCCAGAUUGUUAUUGCCUAGUCAGGAAUUAUACAGGAAGCAUUCCCCUGACGAGAAUUUCGGGAUUAGGGAAUAUUUCUCUGAUGACGAAGCUAGCACAUCCUUCGAUUCAGACGACUCCGACCUACCGUCGCCGCCAGUACUUGCUAACUCGCACCCGACCGGCCGGUACCUCCACCGACCACUGAACAACGAUCUACCGAACAUGCCGCUUCCCCAGUCUCCUUUAUCUCUGAAAAAUUCUGAUACAUUUGCCAAAAACCGCUGGCAGAGCAAAGAUAAACCUAAGUUUUAUUACUUCAGGUCAUUAAAAGUCCCUUAUCACUCUUCAGGAAAGCGGUAUUUGGUGCUUCCAGCCGUCGAUAAUAUUCUUCUUGGGAAGAAUUACCGCAACAGCAGUCUACCAAGUCGUCGUAAGAACCAGUAGCUAUGCCAUUGUAAGCUGAGUGAUAGAAAAUUACUCGGCUUGGUCGAAGCUAAACCAUAAUAAAAUUAAAAUAUGUUGUAUAAUUUGAUUUUUUUGAAUUAUGUCUUUUUUCUCGGUAUUUAAGCUUCGACCUAAUCCACAGACAACUAUGGCAUAGCACUGGUAACAGAUACAUAAUUAUAUGAGUUUUAACUGUGGGAUCAUGUUUAUUGAAAUUCUGACAAUAAAUUUAGUCAUUAAAUUGUAUUGAAAUUUAUCAAUGGUAGGCUAGCGGUUAUGGCAACUUCGGAUAUACUUAAGAUGACGACAAUGGCUCGAUCGUGACUACCAGAUGCAUACUAACGACUUUAAUUCUAGAUAAGUUUUAAGGUUACAUUGCCAAUCGCAAAUUACGUGUCUAAAUUGAAUAUUGUAGAUACAAAUUUAAAAAAUAUUAGUCAAACUAAAAAAAAAUAUUAGAUACGUGUUUAAAAUUUUUAUCUGAAAAUGUUCUUACAAUAAUUUUUUUAAAUAAUAUUAAAUUCCCUUGUAUAUUACGAGUUGUGAUAAUUCCUACAUUCAAUGUUUAACAUAUCGAAAAUGGUCUCUUUCCUGACUAGAAUUACGAGUAGCUGUGUUUGACAAAUAAACAGUUUGAUUAUUUUGUGAAUUUUCAUGUCACGUUUUAAGCUUUGAGCUUUAAUGUCAUUAUUAAUAAAUAUAUUUAAUUCUUAUCUUGGACAAUAAGCAAGCAAUUUUCGGUGACCACAUAAAGAUAAUAAAUUUUGAAAAUGUACUGUAGUCUUCUUUCCAUUGUCUUUUUUAGAUAUUAUUGAUGUAUUUUUAAGAUUGUAGGUAACUAUUUAAUCAACUAGAGCCCUAUUUAUUGUAAAUAAAUGAAUACAGUCAAUA